Messenger RNA from Durio zibethinus, 1859 nucleotides. Its product is annotated as pectinesterase 2-like. Gene Ontology annotation, biological process: cell wall modification. The record is from RefSeq and is a predicted model, not a curated record. Lineage: Eukaryota; Viridiplantae; Streptophyta; Magnoliopsida; Malvales; Malvaceae. Gene Ontology annotation, molecular function: pectinesterase activity; enzyme inhibitor activity.
CAUUAAACAAAAUUGUACUAAUUACUGUUAGAAAAUUUUCGUCGUUUAUUUAGUACUAAACCGUCUAUAUAAACAGACCAAGAGAGCACUAAUAUUACCCCAUAUAAACCCUAACCUUUCCACGAUUUGGUUUCAUCAGUUAAUAAUCAUUCAUUCAUUUGCUGUCUAAUAGGAAUUGGUAAGCCAUCGAUGGCACCUCCUAAAAUCCUCGUAGCACUUUUCCUAGUGUCGUUGUUUCUUGUUCCGGUUGUUUUUGGCUAUAGGACUAACGAUGUGAGAUCAUGGUGCAGAAAAACUCCCAACCCACUGCCAUGUGAAUAUUUCUUGAGCCAUAAAUCAAAAAACACACCAAUCAAAGAUGAGCCUGAUUUUCUCAAAAUCUCCAUGCAACUCGCUCUAGAGCGUGCCAAACAUGCUGAAAGUAACACGUAUUCAUUGGGCCCAAAAUGCCGAAAUGAGCGUGAAAAGGCUGCAUGGUCUGAUUGCCUUAAGCUCUAUGAGCUAACCAUCCUCCGCCUCAACAAAACUGUUGAUUCCAGCACCAACCUCAACAAAGAUGAUGCUCAAACAUGGCUCAGCACAGCUUUAACCAACCUCGAAACUUGUCGGACCGGCUUUAUCGAACUUGGGGUCCCAGAUUAUCUUCUACCCAUGAUGUCAAAUAACGUGUCCAAAUUAAUUAGUAACACACUAGCUCUCAACAAGGCACCUUACAAGGAACCUAGCUACAAAGAUGGAUUCCCGACAUGGGUGAAGCCCGGUGACCGGAAGCUUUUGCAGUCUCCAACAUCGGCUUCUAGCGCGAAUAUCGUGGUCGCACAAGAUGGUUCAGGGGAUUAUAAGACGAUAAAAGACGCGAUAUCGGCUGCUUCAAAGCGAUCAGGAAGUGGAAGGUAUGUGAUAUAUGUGAAGGCAGGUACAUACAGGGAAAAUGUUGAGAUAGGUUCCAAGCUGAAAAAUAUUAUGCUGGUGGGCGAUGGCAAAGGGAAGACAAUUAUCACCGGAAGCAAAAGCGUCGGAGGAGGAUCCACCACUUUCAAUUCAGCCACCGUUGCUGCUGUUGGAGAUGGGUUCAUUGCUCGUGACAUUACAUUCAGAAACACAGCUGGUGCAAAAAAUCAUCAGGCAGUCGCUCUACGUUCAGGCUCUGAUCUCUCAGUGUUCUACAAAUGCAGCUUUGAAGGAUACCAAGACACUCUCUAUGUCCAUUCCGAGAGGCAAUUUUACAGAGAAUGUGACAUCUACGGAACUGUUGAUUUCAUAUUUGGCAAUGCUGCUGUUGUCUUCCAAAACUGCAACAUAUAUGCACGGAAUCCUCCUAACAAGACCAGCACCGUGACUGCCCAAGGUAGGACUGACCCUAACCAAAACACUGGAAUUAUCAUCCAUAACUCUAGAGUUACAGCUGCUUCCGACUUGAGGCCGGUACAAAGCUCAGUCAAAACAUAUCUAGGGAGGCCAUGGAAACAAUAUUCGAGGACGGUUUUCAUGAAAACGUUUCUUGAUAGCUUGAUUAACCCAGCUGGUUGGAUGGAGUGGGAUGGUAAUUUUGCACUUAAUACAUUGUAUUAUGCAGAGUAUAUGAACACUGGCCCUGGUUCAUCCACAUCUAAUAGAGUCAAGUGGCGCGGCUACCAUGUUCUUACUAGCGCAAGCGAGGCAUCAGAAUUCACCGUCGGCAAUUUUCUCGCCGGAAAUUCUUGGUUGCCUGCCACUGGUGUGCCUUUCACCUCUGGCCUUUAAUUUGUUUCAAUUUUAUAUGUAUGAUUUUGAAUUAAUUCAACUAUAUAUUCAAGUAUAUUAAGGCAGGCAAAUAAAUAAAUAAAUGAACAAUAGCACCAAAAAUGCUUCUUUAUACA